AUGAAGUUCAUCGUUAUAUUGGUGGCUCUCGUAGCCUUGUGCUCCGGCAAUGCCAUUCCCACCAUCCCUGGAGACAACAGCCACUACGUGGAGGGAGUGAGUCGUUACAUAUGGAUGCCUGAUGGUGAAGGUAAACCCGUACUAGUGGACCUUGAAGAGCCAGUCAAUGAAGAACUACUGGAAGCGACCAGAAAUGGAGCCAACAACCAGUACUGGUUGUUCACUCGGAGUAAUCCUAAUAACGCCCAAGUCAUUACUCAUAACAACGUCAACUCUAUUAGAAACUCCAACUACAAUGGUAACCGCCCCUUGAAAGUUAUCGUCCACGGAUUAAACAACAAUGGAAACACUGCUAUGAACCCUCUCAUCACAUCAGCCUUCCUAGCUGUUAUGGACUGCAAUGUAAUUGUAGUCGACUGGCGCGGUCCUGCGAACUCAGGCUACACUGCAGCCUUUAAUGCUGUCCCCAGUGUGGGACAACACCUCGGAGACUUCCUCACCUGGUUAAUCAGAAACGGUGGCGGUAACUGGAACCAAGUACAUUUAGUUGGAUUCAGUCUCGGUGCUCAUGUCGUCGGCAAUGCUGGACGUAGAGUCGGAAGUCAAAUAGCCCGUAUUACAGGUCUUGACCCUGCUGGCCCUGGUUGGAAUAACAACGGCAACGCUUUGAACCGCAAUGCUGGUCAAUACGUUGAAGCUAUCCACACAGAUGGUCACCUCCUUGGUAUCUUCAAUCCUGUUGGUGACGCUGAUUUCUACCCUAACGGUGGUAAAAACCCUCAGCCUGGUUGUUGGGUGAGCACAUGCUCCCACGGCCGUGCGACUGAGCUGUUCGCCUCCACCGUGCGCCACAACCACUUGAACGGCAGACAAUGCCCCAACAUCUGGGAAGCUGAACUCGGAACCUGCAAUGGAGCUUCCUUCCGUAUGGGCAACUCCAUUAUUUCUAAACGCGGGAGCGGUCUUUACGCCCUAAGAACUGGAUCAAGCUGGCCUUUCUAA
Messenger RNA from Spodoptera littoralis (African cotton leafworm), 1002 nucleotides. The record is from the annotation of a GenBank genome assembly. Lineage: Eukaryota; Metazoa; Arthropoda; Insecta; Lepidoptera; Noctuidae.